Melopsittacus undulatus (budgerigar) is the source of this 2183-nucleotide messenger RNA. It is a transcript of the gene PTX3, whose product is annotated as pentraxin 3. Lineage: Eukaryota; Metazoa; Chordata; Aves; Psittaciformes; Psittaculidae. Bases 192 to 1487 code for a protein of 431 amino acids. The record is from RefSeq and is a predicted model, not a curated record. Gene Ontology annotation, molecular function: complement component C1q complex binding. The transcript is spliced from 3 exons. Gene Ontology annotation, biological process: innate immune response; host-mediated suppression of viral proces.
UCAGCCAAAACCAACAGUCAGAAGUGCUCUUAUUACAACACUGGCACUAGCACUGCUCAUUCAUUCAAGCCGAGGCGCUUGGAGCAUUUGCUAGAGGCUCACUGCAUCUCACUCGCAGUCUUGUCUCUGUUGAAGUCUGACUUGGACUCGAGCUCCAGACAGCACAGCUAUUUUCAGGAAGCAGCUAGAGAAUGCUGCCCCAAGAAAUACUUUCUCUGCUUACGCUGUUCUGUGUUUUCAGGGCUUCUGUUUCUGUUCUGGAUGAAGAUGAUGAUUAUGAUCUCAUGUAUGUGAACCUGGAUAAUGAAAUUGAAGGUCCAGUUCUUGGUACUGAGGAAACUGUUUCAUGUGAUUGCCAGCGAGAGCACACCAAGUGGGACAAGCUUUUCAUCAUGCUUGAGAACUCGCAGAUGAAAGAGAACAUGAUGCUGCAGGUGAUCGAUGAGAUCCUGAAGGUGGACCUGCAGACCCUGAAAACAGAGCUGAGCCAGCUCACCACCAACUUCGCUGGCACCUUGGCCGCUGCAGUUGAGAAAGUCACCUCCCACAUUGUGUCACAGGUAGAGCAGGUACUUGUGAGCAACAGUGAUACAGCUGGAGAAGCCAAGAGGCUUCAUGAGUUUGAGCAAGGAAAGCUUCUCGAGCACAUUCUGUUGCUCAGUCACAAUGUGUCCAGCAGGCUCAGCCGGCUGGAGAGCUCUUGGCUGAGGAGGUGUGAGCCAGAGGCUCAAGAAACAGCUUUUCAUCAGGAUAAAUUCAGUCCUACCAGAGGAGACAAUCCCAUUUUGAACUCCCUGUGGAAAGAGCUACAGCAAACCAGAAGUGAACUGAAAGCAUCACAGAAAUGGGCAGCUCAGCACUUACUGCCAGGAGGAUGCGAAACAGCAGUUCUAUUCCCCAUGCGUUCAAAAAAAAUAUUUGGAAGCGUUCAUCCAACUGCUGGAAUGACCCUUCACUCCUUUACUGCUUGUAUAUGGAUCAAGGUGACUGAGGCUUUGAGCAAAACUAUCGUCUUCUCAUAUGGAACCAAGUUAAAUCCAUAUGAAAUCCAACUUUAUCUCAGCCAGGAAUCUGCAGUGCUUGUUGUUGGUGGUGACCAGCACAAGGUAGUUGUCAAAAACGUAGCUGUUCCUGGGAAAUGGAUCCACCUCUGUGGCACCUGGAGCUCAGAGAAUGGAUCUGCAUCUCUCUGGCUGAACGGAGAGCUUACAGCCACCGCCUUGGACAUUGCCAAUGCUCAUACUGUUCCAAAUGGAGGGAUUUUGCAGAUCGGUCAAGAAAAGAAUGGCUGCUGUGUUGGAGGUGGAUUUGAUGAAGCUUUAGCUUUCUCUGGAAAAUUAACUGGCUUUAACAUGUGGGACAGAGUGCUCAGUGCAAAAGAGAUAGCAGCACAGAGCGGAGAAGAUGCAUGCAGUAUGAGGGGCAACAUUAUCGGGUGGGGAGUCACAGAAGUUUUGCUAUAUGGAGGAGCCCAAUACAUUUCUUAAACUCUGACAAUGCAGUUUCUGAAGCAGAGAGCGUAUUUCAUGAAGACCUGAACACCAAUCCAUGCAAGUAAACAUGUAGGAGCCCACACUGCUCCAAUUCCCAAGGAAGAUUAGCAUUGCAAGUUUACAAAAGGAGGUACUGUAGAGACAGGAUUUUAUCUCUGCCUGCUGCUUUGGUAAAACACUAUAAAAAACAAUACAUCAGGGCAUGACAUUUGAAAAAGCUGUUCCUGAGGUUAGAUGAUUGCUGUCUCUCUAGCAUGGUGUUUUCUGAUGUAUAAAAGCAAGUGCCACUGUGGAUAUUUCGGAGCUGAAUGGUGCCCCUGGCAUACCUGCCAAGGCAAACCUAUCCAGCUGACCAGUAUCUACAGAAGGAUGCACUCCUUCCAAGCUCCUCCAGUCACUGGGGUUUAUAGUACUAAUGUGAAUUGUACAGAGGAACCACAUAAACCAAGAAAUGUGUUUAUUAAUCAUUGUUAGCAAUUUAUAGACUGUAAAAAAACUAGCUAAUUGUUUAAAACAAUAUUUAUGCCACAGGUUGACCUAACAUAUAAGAGUGAUAUUCCCCACCUUAAUCUGAUGUCACAUUUGGAGAAAAUGCAGCUGUAUUAUAUUGUAAAUUGACUUUUUAAUAAUUUUAUUGAAAUUAUUUUUGUAAAGUUGUUCUGUAAAUAAAGGUACUUUACUAUACUAAAA